GUUCCCAUUCGCACCGGUCAGCAGCGCGGGCACACGGGCGCCCAUCGCAAUGACUAUCAACAAUAUUAUUCAAAUUGUACGAUAGAACACAACAAAUAUUUUAGAUUGUGUGAGAGCACCCGGUUAUAAGGCGCGUAACUCCGAUUGUCGGUCUAUCAGUCGUGCACCGGCCGUCCGUGUUUUGAGUGAAGUUGUGGGUGCCCGCGCGACGUUAUCGCGUUGUAAACAAAGGGAAGCCGGCUCAACACACUGCACAGUCGUCCUGCGGUGUGUAGUGGUGGGGGUCGAGCGGGGGCGCGGGCGAAGUCGUCCGCCGGCAAACGUGCGGACUACGUGAAAACGGAGUGCGCGGGCCGCGGGGUAUCGUAGCCGCAGAUCUGCCAUCGACUCUUCCGCGACGUCGAAACGUCGACAUCAGAUCUUGCGACGGUGUUUCCCGUCAUCGGCGCCGCGCUCAGUGGAUAAACGCCGCGAACUUAUCCAUUGCGAACAUGUUAACGCGAAUCUGAAAACGGUUCUGGCCGCCGAGAACCCUAGUCACACCUCGUUUCUCACGCCGUUAAUUUCGUGAUCGGUGCAGUUCUCGUUCACCGUUGUACGUGUCUCGUUAUCGACGGAUCACCGCCACUGUAAAACGUCGCCGAUGUAACCCGACGUUUACAUCCGCGUUAAAAGGCAGACGCUCGUAUCUGUGACGUUGGACGUUUCGCUAUUUAUCGACCGUGCUCUUUUUCAAGAACAAAACAUAACCAACAGACUUAGUAACAAGCUUCCUAUUUGUGCAAUUUUUAGAACUUAGUGUGUGAAAAACGAGGUGAAAAAGGUUUUCUCAACAAUUAACAAAAUAACAAUCAGUCUCGCAAUCAGUUUAUUGCAUCUCAUACUGCAAUAACGUGGUAUAAACUUAUCUAAAGAAUAUUUCAUCACGUGCUAUUAUUUUACUCUACUAUAUCUACUACUGCGCUUCUCUUCUUAAGACCUCAAAGUAUACAUUUGGUGUGACGCAUGAAGUGUACAAGUGCAUGCCUGGUGUUACUACUGACUACUCUGCUCUCUCACCACGGUGACGAUAUCUUCUUCGUCACCACUAGUUCCUGUGACACUGGUGUCAUCGCUCGAUUUGACCAUUUCAUCUUCACCAUUACAACGAGGGACACAAGGCUACUACCGUAACAACUGUACCAAAAAAAAAAAAUAGUAUUGAUAUCAGAAUUAGUCAAUGACUGGAACAAAUGCAGUAAAAAUUCAAAUAUUUCUAUUACCUAUUAUAAAGGCAGCCAUUUACUUCUAUCGCCAGUUACAGUAUAGUUACUACAUAUAUAUAUAUAAAUAUAUCGAAUAAACCCUUUCCUACUAUUGUAACAACUACUGCCAGUUUACCAAAAAAAGACUUGUUAAUACUACUUACUUUAAUAAUACCACCAACAUUGAUCCAAUAUAGUCUCACCAUAGCACAUUCAACCCUCGUAUUUACACAUCGAUUCCGUAUGAAAGUCCAACAGCAAAGACGAAAGUACUGGGAUUAUGAAUCCCGUUGGGACCGAGGUUACCGGCCGUCGUAGCAUUUUGAAUGGUUUGGUGACAGCUGCCACAAGAUCUUGGCGACAUGGUCUUCAGUCUAACGGGCACAAUUCAAACUCUUUGGUAUUUCCAACUAUUUCUACGUCGGUUAAUAAUAGUUCAACUUGUCGAACUCCUGCCACAGAUAACGCUAACAUAACUGAAGAACAGAGAAGGUGGCAACAGCAACAAGAAGAACACCGACUCAACCUCCUGUGGUACGGCGGAGAUGCAAUGCAGCCUCCACAACAGUCACCAGCUGUUCUUUUUGAAUUACACAACCGUUAUCAGUCACCAGAUGACUGGGAAAAACAACCACUUCGACAACGGCGACGUAAGUCUCAAAAAUCACAACAUCAGCGGGUUCAUAAAAAACAAUCAGCGUUACCAACAGCACCGAUUGUAUGGGCCGUCCUGUUACAUACCAUAUAUUCAGUUGCUAUGGCCGCAGUAUAUUAUAUAUAUGGCUUGACAUCUGGUAGUGGGUGGAUAUGGUUAAGACAAGUCGACAGCAGCAGUAUAUUUAGAUGGUUAUGCCUGCUACCUCCGACGUGGUAUUUUAUUGGACAAGCUUUUUGUGCAGUCACUAUUGGUUAUGUUUGGUAUCAGUGGCAAAAACGGCAAAAGUGGUGUUGCUACAUGUUAAUUGCACUUUUUAUCACCUCAAUUUUGCCAUCUUUACCACUAUCUGAAGUCUUCGGAGAUAAAAGUGUGAAUAAAAUGACGGAACCUACCCUGGAAAAUUCUGCAGAAAGACGGAAGCAUUGGUUAGAACAACUUAACUAUUAUAAUUCAGAAGGUUUUUAUGAAAAUCAAUUAGCACUUUACGAAGGCUUGUGGCAUGUGUCAUUUUUCAUAUUCGUCUCGUACUGCCUGGUGUUGCCGACAAGUGUAGACAAACAAUCAGAUAACGAGAUCAGCGAAAAUAUUAACGAACACAACGAUAACCAAAAAAAUAUAAAAGAUAAUUUUAAAGAAGACAGCCACGUUUCAACCGUCGUCUUACUGUUUGGUAUCGUAGCUUCUAUCGGCCACACAACCCUUAAUAUGUACAUCGCAUACCAACGACACACGCGCCUGGUGAACAAUUCGUCCAUGGCGGCUAUUCAACAGCUCAUUGCUAACGUCGCAGUUUUGGCAUGCAUCAACCUAGCUGGAUGGCUAUUGCGUCAGACGAUAAUCCACGACCGUACAGACAUUAGGAGUCAUGAAGGCAACUGCAGAUUUGAUGGGAAACACAAAUCUCUUCGAAUAGCAUUGCGCCGUCAGGCUGACAAACUGAAUCAACUCCUAACAUCCUUACUACCCAGACGCGUGUUUUUGGAAAUGAAGCACGACAUAGUUACCGAUGCUGCACGUUCUUUUAACGCAACUCGCGGUUCCAAUGACAGUAAUUUUCGAGAUGAUGUGCAACAACAGAACCAUCAUCAGGAAUUAUUACUUAAAAAUAACAGUAUGCCUAGAAUGUAUUUAAAAGAAUAUGAAAAUGUAAGUGUUGUCUUUGCCAAUGUCACUGGAUUCUGGGAUAAUGCGCCACUAGUUGUGAGCCAUGGUAAUUCUGGCUCCCAAACGUCCAUUCAGCUCAUUACACUGAUUGAUCAAUUGCUGGCGAAUCUAUUCCGUAAACUGGCAUAUCGCAAUCGUUGCCUUCCAAUACGCUUGCUCGGCCACCGUAUGUAUUUCAUUGCCGGGUUGCCGGAUGAAGAAAGCUAUGGAUAUGACGACGAUGAACACAAGAACGGUAGUUGGAUGAUGAAUGACAAUGGACAUGCAAGAAAUGCUAUCCAAAUGGGAUUGGAUUUAAUCGACGCUGUUAAUACCGUGGUUCGUGACGUAAGUCGGUUCCACAACAGACACAAAAUCAAUCUCAAUGUCCGGGUGGGCGUUCAUUCGGGCCGUGUAGCUUGUGGUGUGCUAGGUUUCACUGGAGGUACUGGAAUUCCGUCUGACUCUGGUAGCCGUUGGCAAUAUAGUGCUUGGGGCCGCGACGUUCACGUAGCGUCAUAUAUUGAGAACAGUGGUCGUCCCGGAAUGGUGCAUGUAAGUCGUGCCACUGUCAAUCAAGUUACUAAGAAAGCAGUUCCUGAUACUGCAGUGAAUAGAGUUAAUCAUCUGCCACCGGGAGUUAAACUCCGUAACAACAAUAUCAACUAUCAAACCGAUUCCAAAGACAUCUUAGAUGACUACACAUUUGAACGUAGUCAUGAAGAAGAAAGGAACCAGUUUCUCCGCCACAACCGAAUCGAUACAUAUUUCGUCAUUCCCAGAACAACGUAUCCUUAUUCAGAAAAUACUGAACAUUUGACAGAUAAUUAUACAGUGUAUGAGAACGGUAGCGGAGAUAUUGUUUCUUUGAUCCUCCAAUCAGUGGAUCAACAACUAAUAAGAGAGGAAAUGCGACAAAAAUGUGCUGUCGCUGGGUUAAGGCCUGAAACAGAGAUGGAGUCAGAACAUUUGCCAACUAUUUCUACAACAGCAGUUAUGGAUAUGCCUAUGACAAUGGCUGGUUUAGUUCCUGUAGUCCCCGUAGCUUCAAUAAUGAAAAGGAACCGCCAUAGACGGAGUCGAUAUUUUGAUCAAGAGUCACAACAAGCGACUUCUACAAACCCUAAUAACAGUUCCGCUGUUACAUCAUCAAUGGAGCGUUACGGCCGAUGGGAAAAUGAUGUAUUUGUAGUUUGUAACAACAAUGAUCACGAGAAGGUAAGAAGUAAAUCCGACGACGAUGAUCUCUUUCGGAUAGCCAAGUCACAGCUACUACUUCUGUGCGUAAUUAUUGCCUUAUUCGUGGUUAACGUGACAACUAUGCCAUGGACUAUGUUACUCGGCAUCACAUUUAUUACACCGUUUGUUAUAACUGCCGGAGAACUAAUCUACGUGAUGGCCUUGUUGAUCGAUUGGAUUCCUCGUCCCAGGUUUUACAGCACUACUUACGCCACCGCCAUUAUUGCUGACGAUGACGAAUAUUAUCAUCACUAUGAUAACAAUGACAGUGAUACUAGUAGCAGCAGCAAUGGUGAUGAUAAAUGCUUAAGGCGCUUUUUCGUCUGUCAUCCCAGCAGAUAUUCAUUGAUUGCCUGGCUAUUGAAACCAUUUCAAUGCAGAACAAAUACCGUGAUGGCCACCCAUAACCAUUUAGACAAUGGUGAUGGUUGGAAAAAAUGUUAUUUCAAAUGGUGUCGUUGUUUCGGCCGCCAUAAUUGGUUCACUUGUUGUUUAAAUAAUGAAAGAGCAUCGUCUUGCAUGUCGUCUGACGACAGCGAUAUUGAAAGCAGACUUGGGUUUCGAAACGAAAAUGCCAUAAUGGCAGCAACAGCAAGAACGUCACCGCCACGGCAGCAAACCCGGCUACAACAUUCACAACCAAUUCAAAGUCACAACAACAAUCUAUUACGUCGGCGACACAGGCAUCUGAAACGGAUAUAUCAAGAUGAAGAGAGGCGCACUUACUUUUAUUGGACAUGUGCUUGCUGCGAAUUAAUCGUCGUUUUACUCAUUUGUCUAUUGGCUUUAUUAAACGCUUUUACCUGUGAACCAGUUGAAGUAACUGCAACAAACACUGUAUACGAUCAACUUCAUACUCGCAACACUAUUGUCAAUGGUAGUUUUGAUUUCAACAUCCCUACAGUUAAUACCACACAACAACAUCGAAGCCCAUUGACGUGUAUGUGGCCUCAGUAUGCCGUACUCACAUGCUGUUUAGUUUACGUAUCAAUAGCUAUUGCGUUUUCCAUCUAUUAUGGGUCGCUGCCAACGCUGCGGAUGAAAAUCGGAAUAUUGCUUGUCAUGACUUGCGUAUUUGCUGUUGCUUUCGUUCACUUUACGCACAAGCAUGUGUUUGUCGCUGCCUCAAUGUCAUCUCCGAUACCAUCGAUCUUUAGCAAGUCUGAAGAGUUCCAAAAUCAUCGAACAAACAACACUGUCACUAUAAAUAACAAUGACCAUCAUAAAAUAAUCAACUCUCCAGUCCACAGUGAUGUCUACCAAGAAAAUCAACGAUUAUUAAAACUACUAGACCAAGAACAGCAGCGAGUGGCUGGGUUAAACACUGCCACAGCUACAGUAUACGCGAUUGCAUUCGCCUUAGCCACACUUGCCUGCUUCGUGUACAAACAUCGCUUACAAGAUCGACGCGCACAUCAUAGGGUUAAGGUGGAUCGUGAUAUGAGACGGUUGUGUGUGUUGCGUGAAGCCCACCGACGCACAUUGCAUGCCGUCAUACCAGACCACGUGGCAAAUUUGUUGCGACAAAGAUUCAGUAAUGAUCCUAAUGAUGCUGAUGAUGAAUGUGAAGGGACUCAGCACCAACAAAAUUACGUUUUAGGAGGAACUAGACUGAUGCCAAUGAGAACCGCUCAUCAAAGUCAAGAACAUGUACCUGUAUACUUGUCACCACCGCUCUAUCAAUGUGGUUAUCGAGCCAUAGUUAUCGUUUUUGCCACAAUUGUACAACAAGAACAAUCAUUGCCGACCAACAUCAACUGUGGUGAGAACAACGAUUCUAUCAGUCAUCACUGCCAUAAACAGCUAGCACUACUUCACAACAUAUUCAGCGAAUUUGAUAGACUUCUUGAUAAUCAAAAGUACCGAGGAUUGAUAGAAAAGAUAAAAAUGUUAGGAACUAACACGUACAUGGCAGCUGUUGGUCUACAGCAUCAUGAUGGACCAAAACGUCGGCAAGUCAUGCUGCUGAAAGAUAUGAAAGAGAGAUGUGAGGAAUCUUGUAAUUUUGAUGGACAAGAGACAAAAAAUUUUGUUGAAAAUUACCAUGUAGGAGAAGAUGUUGACAAUGAUCUAGAAAAUGAAUAUGAAUUAUACAAUAUCAUAUCAGCAAAUUACAUAACCUUUGCUUUGGAUUUCAUUAGAGAAAUGCGUCGUGCAUUACAUCGUCAGCAAACAGCUACGGUUACUCCUGUUGGAAGCUCAAAUAUCUCGCAUCCCACACAAUUUGUUCUUCGAGUUGGAGUAAACGUUGGACCUGCUGUUGCUGGUUUAAUUGGCUGCAAUGACAGAACCUGGAAACGUCCGCAGUUUGAUGUUUGGGGUAAUACAGUAAACGAGGCUAGACAGAUGGACAUUACUAGUGUACCGGGUAGAACACAAGUUACUAGUUGCGUUGUUAACAUAAUGCAAUCGAUACAUUAUCCAAGUCCAAAGUAUGAGUUCGAUAUCCAAACCAAGAUGAUAAACAAAGACAAUAGGAUACUUACAUAUUUUGUUCGUGAAAGUUUUGAACGAGAUGAUGAGCAUAACUCAGUUCAACGAAAACCCCCUAACUACCAUCAUCCACAAAUGCUCCAAAAUUCUCGCCAUCAAUUUGAGUCAGACCGACCACAUCAGCAGAAUAAACAGCAGACCCCCGUUCGACAGAAUGUUCUCCGCUCGACACCUCUGCACUUAGCCCGUGAACAGCCGCCACUCAAUUUAGUACCACUUGUCAACGUCCACUCGAAGCACUCCCACUACAGUUCUAUGGUACAGCAGGAUUUGCGACAAAAGUGUUUGGAACCACAAAAGACACCUCCGCCUCCACCACCACCACGAAGUCCACCACCGGUUACAACACGGCGGACGCCAUAUCCAAUGCAACACCAAUACAGUGAAGAACGCGAUCGAUAUCCAGAUAUCCAGAAUAGAUCACGAGGAGGUGCCUCGCAUUCAUCUAACGGUAAAUCAGAACAGUAUCAACAAACCCGAUGCGCAUCCAACUCAACCGCAUCAACAGCAGCGACAUACGCCCGCCCACUACAAAAACAACAACACCCAUCUACUUUGACGCCAGUUCCUCAUGGUCUAGUUCGAAUUUUCGGUGAUUCACAACAUCUAUCGCCGCCAAACACACCAACCACUACCGAAGCCAAACCUACAUGUGCCUCUUCUAACCAUUCUACUGGUGGGACAAAUGUUAACACCACUUUACAAAAUCAUCAACAACCCCAACAAGUACGCCGUCCAAACGUAUUGCUUUUGAAGAAUACAACAUCUACAUCAACGAAUAAGUUUGACGCCAAUCGUCCUCUUCCGGAUCCACCACGCUCCUCUGACACUGUAGCCGGUCGACAUCGAAACCGUGAUGAUCCUCGGCGGCGGCGGCGCCGUCAGCACAAUCAACCACCCACGGUUACCAAACAGGAUAUCAAUAACGACCGUUGUCCGGGUGUAGUUUCCCCCGCCUGGCCUUCAUCAUCUUCGUUCCGUUCACCGAUCAGUGUGGGAAGCUUUGUCAGUGUGUCAUCUCCACCAUCAUCAUUGUCAUCAUCCGGCUCCACAGAUGCCGGCGGUACUACAACAUCCAAUAAUAAUUACAACACCACCACCACGGCUUCGUCGUCGGACGACAGUUAUGGUUGUACAACUACAGAAGACUGUGCCGGCAUUGACAGAGUGGAUACUGAAAAUGUAGGUACUGCUGCUUCUUCUAUCCCCAUAUCAUCCGUUCAGCAUCGUUAUCGACAACAGCAACAUUUACUGCUUCAUCAAUGGUCUCCGUCAACGACAGCCAAUUCAUCUCCUGUUAGACGAUCGUCGUCUUUCCGCUCGCCGCUGUCUGCUGGUGACAACACCGUCGCGUCUUCAUCAUCAUUGCGAUCUCCACCUAUCGUUGGCCAUACUAUCACUACCAACUUUGGAGGAACACAAUCGUUAAACCGUCGCCAUGUACGCUCUGCUAACACCACCACAGGCGCUGGUAGCAGCUCCAGCCGCCGUCGUCGACGCCGGCAGCAGCAACAAAACAACGGGGCAAUAGCUGGAAAUUCUACACCCCCAGCUGGUGUUAUACCAGAUGUUAUAGGCAUUAUGAACACUACCUCAAAUGUGUCAACUGAGAAGUCUGAAUCAUCGUCAUCAUCGCCAUGGAAAAAACAUCAGCAACAACAUCAGCGUCGACAAGUUACUAGUAAAGACCAAAGUACAGGCGGUGUAGUGGUGGGCCCAGAUUUUACGGAUGAAAUACGACGUAUAUUGUUAUUGGACCAACACCGCGGAAAUGUUCGUCAACAGCAGGGAGGACUAUUUAAAGAAGAAGAAAUACAAGUCAACAAACACAGCGAUGACUACACUGAAGGAAAAGACGGAGUCGAUGAUAACGUUGCUAAACACUUGUCUGCGCCAGAGCAACAGCAUUUUUGCACGGCAAUAGUUGUGACGACGGAUCGGAAACCCGAUAAAGAUGACAAAAAUAAUCAACAAGUCGAAAAAGAUAUUUUGAACUCAGCAGCAAAAUCAGUUCCGACUACUGCAGCUUCGACGGCAAGUAUUUCUUCAGCAUCAUUAUUUGAGGAGCGUGAAAGACAAAUAACGGAACAAGUUAAGCGGCAGCAAGCCGAAGUGAGACGGAUAUUGCAGGAGCAUAAGAACAACGUAGUAGCCGUUGUUAGAGGGCCGGCAACAGUUACGGCUGAUGUUAUUUCACACAGCCGUAAACAACGAGUUAUGGCGGUAGAGUCGUCAUGGAGCGACGAUGAAUCGUUAGAACCGUCAUCAUCAUUACUAGAUAAAAAACAUCGGCCACAGCGCAUUGGUUUCACAGUAGGUAUGAGUGACUAUGAAGCUAACAGCAGCAUCGUGACUGCUGAAACAGAAUACACUACUGGCGGAGACAUUGAUGAUUACACUACUGAUGGAGACGGAUACACUACCACUGGGUAUACAACAGACGAGGCUGCAGCUCCUGCUGGUCAACAGACAGAUAGGCUAUAUGAUUCUACCAGAGGUGUACCUGAUGCAUCUACAGCACGACAACUUGAUGACAACCUAUCAACUAUGAAUGACACUGGACUAACUGAUGCUGAAGCCGCAUUAAGUGAUGUAAAUUCAAUGAUUGACUACAAUGAUUGCAAUGACAACAACCGUUACAGAGGUCGUCGCCAGAGUAGUUUAAGCAGUAACAGUGUGUGCCCAUAUGCCAGCGACAGUUUUUGUGAAGACGAUGAUGAUUACAACGAUGAUGGUCAAUAUUUUUUCUGGGAUGGGUACCACGUGCAGAAUGAAAAUGUGGAAUUAGGUGAUGAAGACGAUGACAAUGACUGUAAUUAUAACCAUAAGCAUGUUUUGCUACAACAACAGAUGGCUCUUGCACUUCCAUCAUCAUCACCACCACAAGCUGAUGGUUAUACUGGUAUUGAUAAGAAAAGAUCACACCAUCAACAACAGCUUCAACAAUCAACAACACUGCAGGCCAGUGACUUAAAUACUACUAGAAAUAUCACUCCAAGGCCAAUCACACCUGAUAAUACUACAGCAGCCACUCCUACAAGAUUGGAAACUACCCUUAACCCUACUUCUAUAGAUAGUAACACCAAUAUUAAUGCAUCUCCAAAUUGUUGUAACACAGCUACUAAUACUUUUAGUUCAAACACUGAACUAGAUGGGCCACCAUCAUCAUCUAAUAUUAUGAAAGAUCUGUCAUAAUGAAAAUAACUGUACAUUUCUAAAUACUAUAGAAGGUUAUCUCCAUUGGUACAUUUUCAUAUAUUAAAAACCCUCGCAAUAUUUUAACAUACAUUAAUUAAUGGGAAUAUAAAUACCAAUGAUGAUAACACUUUAUAUGCUCAAAAUUCCUCAUGGCCAUUGUCGAUAUAUUUCA
Messenger RNA from Myzus persicae (green peach aphid), 10147 nucleotides. RefSeq lists its product as uncharacterized. The record is from RefSeq and is a predicted model, not a curated record. Gene Ontology annotation, molecular function: adenylate cyclase activity. The transcript is spliced from 20 exons. Gene Ontology annotation, biological process: cyclic nucleotide biosynthetic process; intracellular signal transduction; adenylate cyclase-activating G protein-coupled receptor signaling pathway. Lineage: Eukaryota; Metazoa; Arthropoda; Insecta; Hemiptera; Aphididae. Bases 1525 to 9972 code for a protein of 2815 amino acids.